This is a messenger RNA of Osmia lignaria (orchard mason bee), 518 nucleotides long. RefSeq lists its product as uncharacterized. The record is from RefSeq and is a predicted model, not a curated record. Lineage: Eukaryota; Metazoa; Arthropoda; Insecta; Hymenoptera; Megachilidae.
UGACGAUUAUUCCCGAUUCAGCAGAUGAUACUGUUGCAGUCCGCGAACGUGGAGGCUCUUUUGCGGGAUCAAGUUGAAAUUGUCUCAUGGAUCGAAAGAAUUAUCCUGAUUCGAUUACCGAAAGAACAUCCGAGAAACAACCACCUUUCAAGCUCUGUUUUUCCAAGGAUCGACUACUCGGAAGAUCGGACCUUCGAGCUUUGAAAACAGAAGACGAUCCUACCGCAUCGAAAUUCUACUCCACGAAAUACGAGAGCUACGAAAACGAGGAUAAAAAUGAGAAGGCGAAGGAUCAGCAAGGGAACAUUUACAAAUUCAUUAAUCGUCGAUCUCCGCUGACCAGCCACGCGUACGGCUGGUGGUACGAACAAGGUAUUCGACCGACGGAAUCUCGAAUUGACUUUCGAAAGAAGACAUCGGAUUUGGUAAACUAUCAGAUGAAGAUAUACGCGGAAGAUCAGAAGCUUAAAAAUUCGAAGCAUUGAUGAGUGAAAUAUUUCCACGUCUAAUCUUGAUAG